Molecule: messenger RNA, 681 nt
Organism: Chlorella variabilis
Lineage: Eukaryota; Viridiplantae; Chlorophyta; Trebouxiophyceae; Chlorellales; Chlorellaceae
Product: expressed protein
Exons: 6
Coding region: 1-681 (226 amino acids)
Biological process (GO): proton transmembrane transport
Cellular component (GO): membrane
Molecular function (GO): sodium:proton antiporter activity
Source: RefSeq, a predicted model, not a curated record
AUGCCAGCAGCGCGCGGGCCCCGCGCCCCUAGGCUGGCGGCAGCCCUUGGCGGCGGCGGCUCGGCCGCCGCUGCUGCUGCGGCUGUUGCUGCCGCCGGUAGAAGCAGCCUGUCGGCGGUGUUUGUGCUGGUGGCGGGGGCGCUGGCAGAGGGCGCCGUCUUCCCCUGGAACCUGGGCAGGCUGGGCAACGCCUUCACGCUGUGGCUGGGCAUCGACCCCCCCGACCUCUUCUUCUACGCCUUCCUGCCACCCCUGCUUCUCCACUCCGCCCUCUCCAUCGACUACUUCCUGUUCAACAAGGCAGGGGCGGGACCAGCUUCCGGCCGGUACCAGCCUCCGCACAGAUUCACUUUGCUGAUUGGGCGCAGCUCGAGCCGCCCGGGCACAGCACCUGCUCCAGCCAGCGCAGCUCACAAUCGGAAAGCAGUCAUGAUGCAAGUCAUGGUGUUUGCCUUCCUGGUGGUGCUGCUCUCCACACUGCUGGCCACGCCCGUGCUGCUGUACGGCCUGCGCCUGGCGGGCUGGGGCUGGCGCUGGCAGCACGGCGCGCUCUUCAGCGCCAUGCUGGCGUCCACCGAUGCGCUGGCCAUCACCGCGGUGCUGCGGCGGGCGGGCGGGCCCGAGUCUCUCAUCACCCUGAUGGAGGGAGAGUCCCUGCUGAACGAUGCCUCGGGCAAGUAA